Molecule: messenger RNA, 2236 nt
Organism: Saprolegnia diclina VS20
Lineage: Eukaryota; Oomycota; Saprolegniomycetes; Saprolegniales; Saprolegniaceae
Exons: 10
Coding region: 13-2196 (727 amino acids)
Source: RefSeq, a predicted model, not a curated record
CGACACACGGCCAUGCAAGUUGCUCGAAGCGCUCGGCUCGCCCGCGUCGCCGACCGUCGAGCAGCGCGACUCUGCGCCAAGGACGGGCUCGUCGCUGCCUGCGUGACGCCACGUCUUCUCCACUGCAUUCUCGAUGGCCGCGUUCACACCGUUCUCAAGGCGCCCGCCGCCAUUGUGGCCGUCGAGAUCCUGGAAGAUGCGCUCCUCGUAGCAACCGCAACAGGCCAUAUAUGGUCCGUGGCCAAGCCCACCGCCGGCCAACCGCUUUGCACCAUCACGCUCGCCCGCGCACCAGACUGUAGCUCAGCGCAGGACCUUCUUAUCGACGAGCCUCUCGGAGCCAAGCACCGGCGGUCGGCCGCGAGCAUAUCGGCCGCACCGAUCGCGUGUCUGCCGGGUGUACAGUCGCUCUGCGCCAUCGACGCAUCUACCUUUGCAGCGACGAGCAACAUCUUUCCCACAACCGUCUUUUCGAGCCCGCAUGCGCCGGUGGAGCUCGAGGAACUCGAAGGCGACCAGUCGACGUGUCUCGUCGCGCGGCCCGCGGCCCGCCUCAGCCGCUGGCUUCUCGCCCGGAUGAAGGCGCCCGAGACGGCCCAGUACGUUCUGCUUCAGGGCGACUGCGACGGCUCUGUGCGCUUCGCAGUGCUCAGUGCUGCGCGUGCGGUGCUCUGCACUGGGACAUUGCACGAAGCGUCCUCCGCGAUACAAGGCAUUGUGGUGAUGAAUGCUGGUCUUGCGAUUGCAGACGCCAGUGGCAACACGAGUCUACUCACGCAGCCGAGCACAAUAUCCUCGAAGGGACCAGUGACCCAGGGUAUUGUGUACGUGCCUGGGUGCUUGGCGCUGGUGUACUGUACAUUGGACGGCGCUCUGUGGGCGCGCCCCGUCACAAAUGACGCGCUGCAGUCGCCCCUCGCUCUGCCGCUGCCACCCGACGUCGUUGCGCUUUGCAGCCAUGGCGAGAGCACCGUGACGUGCUUGGGGAGCACCGGCCAACUUCUGGUGCUGACGCUGCCACCGUCGAUGGCCGUUGCGCCCCUGCACGAAGGCUACGGCAAAGUGGGCAUGUACCGUCGCGCCGGCACGGACCGCUCGAUCAAAACACAGCUGAACGCGAUCCAGGCUGCCGCCGAUGCCAAAGCCUCGCUUCUCAUCGUCUCCAAGGCCCUGGACCGGUCCUUGACGAACCUCGAAGCGGCGUUACGUCUUCUCCAGCGUGUUCAAGCUCACGGUAUCGCCAGCGUCGUAACAUGCGCGGUGACGACGCGUCGGCGUCACGAGCCGUCGCUUGGUCUUUGCAGCGCAUCAAGCGAAGACCUAUUGAUUCGCGUCACGCUCGAAUCGACCCACGGCGCUGUGUCCUUGGAGCAAUGGGUGCUGCAUGUGACGGUGUCGCACGGCACCUACAGCGGUGACUUGAGCGAGUUUAGUGUGCCCUGUCCGCCGUCCCUUCAGUCGUCUUGGUCUGCGCAGUUGCCCGUGGUUUCCCACUCGCUGCUUCGCGUCACGUGUCGUUUGGUGUUUUUAGUCGAGAGCAAAGACCCGCUAUUGCUGCCUCUUGGCACAGUAGACGUGCAUCUGCUUGCACAAGCCACGCCGUGGCCCGGCGUACCCCGGCAAUCCCAGCUUAGCGCUGCGAUGCUCAAGCAGCUCUACGUACCGCGCCCCGGGGCGCCGUCUCCGCGCAGUCUGUGGGCCCCUGCGGCGAUGCUUGACGCCCCGAUGGCGCUGCCGCCUUCGGCGCCGCUUUUGUGGUCACUGCAUCUUUCGCUCGGGGACCCCAUUGUGCUUGAUGGCGCGCGUGCGGUGCUCGGGGUCCGCGUCAACUCGGAGAAUGUUGUGGUGCUUGUGGCCGACCACGUUGAGCGCCAAGUGCUGCUGACGUUGGGUGUUUCGGACGCAAGCGAUCUGAGCUUCGUGCGCGCCAGUGUCUUGAGCAAGCUGCCGCCGGCAGUGGGUGACGCCAAGGCCGCGCACGCGUUGUGCGUCGCUGCAGGCUGCUACGAGGCGCUCUUGCACCUUGAAGCCAAGUGGACACACGCUUACGAAUCGUACGCGGACCUCUUCGCACCGCGUCGGAUCUGUGCGGUCGAAGCACGGCAACUGCUGGUGGCCCUGCUUGCGAUCGAAGCCCAGCUCUGUGACUUGUACUGGAAGAUGCGCAAGAUUACCAACGUGCAUGCGCUCGCGUAGCUAAAUACGACCAAAUAUAUUGCACACUUGCUACUGUUGA